Messenger RNA from Daktulosphaira vitifoliae (grape phylloxera), 1073 nucleotides. Its product is annotated as ubiquitin-conjugating enzyme E2 J2-like. The transcript is spliced from 5 exons. The coding region runs from base 331 to 999 and encodes 222 amino acids. The record is from RefSeq and is a predicted model, not a curated record. NCBI's taxonomy places the organism in Eukaryota, Metazoa, Arthropoda, Insecta, Hemiptera, Phylloxeridae.
GUAAUACCAUAGUAAUAAGUGAUGUUACUAAAAUAAAUAUAAGUUAACCACCACUAAUGUAAUAAAUGUAUAAUACAUAAGAGUGGAUUUCAACUAUCUAAUAAAUAUAAUAUACAUACAUGGAAUAAAAAGUAUAUCAUGAACAUGAAGUUACAAUGAUAACAUAGUAGAGCGAAUAUGGUGGGGAAUGGCCUAAUGUAUAAUUCCUUAUCAACAAGUAUCCUUAUACUAAUUAUACUUUUGGGUAUGUUACAAUUAUCUUGACAUAUGUUGACUAAUUAUGUUUUCUUAAUUAAAAUUUAUUGUUUUUAAUUUAUCAAAAUAUAAAAAAUGGCACCAAAAACUUCAUCUGCAACUCUACGCUUAAAACAAGAUUAUGUACGUCUUAAAAAUGAUCCUGUACCUUAUGUAGUUGCUGAACCAGUCCCAUCUAAUAUCUUAGAAUGGUAUUAUGUAGUCAGUGGACCAGAUGAUUCACCUUAUGCAGGUGGUUAUUACUUAGGUCGAUUGGUUUUUCCUAGAGAUUUUCCAUUUAAACCACCUAGCAUUUAUAUGAUAACACCUAAUGGAAGAUUCAAGACAAAUACUAGACUUUGCUUAUCAAUUAGUGAUUAUCAUCCUGAUACUUGGAAUCCAGCUUGGAGUGUGUCUACGAUUUUAACUGGUCUUCUAAGUUUCAUGUUGGAGAAUAGUCCUACAAUGGGAAGUAUAGAGAUGACAGAAUAUGAGAGACGACAGUUAGCAGCUCAAAGUUUAGAAACUAAUUUAAAUGAUGAAAAUUUUUGUGAACUUUUUCCUGACCUUACAACAACUAUUAGAAACGAAAUUGAGAAACGUAAUUCAGCCAGAGCCAAUGUAGUUAACUCACCAAAUCCUGACAACACUACACCUGAUAAUAAUAUUUUUCAAUCAGUAAUAUACAAUAGUGUAGUUAUGAUUGGAUUUGCAUUAUUUAUCUAUUUAGUCCGAUAUGUAUUGUAUAAUAUGAAUACUGAAUGAAUAUUCUCACUGAUUCCUUAUGUUUUAUUUAUUUUUAUUGUAUAUGUUAAAUAAAAUGUUAUAACAUGUGUUAA